Cuscuta campestris is the source of this 1176-nucleotide messenger RNA. The record is from the annotation of a GenBank genome assembly. Lineage: Eukaryota; Viridiplantae; Streptophyta; Magnoliopsida; Solanales; Convolvulaceae.
CUGCGGUUUCAGAAUCUGCAAUUCCAUCGUGCUUUUUUAGCUUGUGUUUUUGAGCGAGCGUGAGUUCUGAGAAUUUUCAUCGGAAAUGGUGGGAGGUAAGAUCAAGAAGGAGGAGGGGUCGUUUGUGAUGAGCAAUUCCAAUGUUUUUGCUGCGCUUGAUAGUUUGAAGAAGAAGAAGAAGUCUGAUAAAGAGAAGGGAUCUUCCAAGAAGAAGCAGACGGUCGAGGUUGUCAAGGAGCCUCCUGUGAUCUGGUCUCCAGCUCCAUUGAAGGUGAAAUCGUGGGCUGAUGUUGAAGAUGAAGAUGAUGAUGAUUACUAUGCUACCACUGCCCCUCAAUCUUUGUGGGGCCUUAACCAACCUAAUGCAAAGAAACCUGAGCCUGUCGAGGAAAGUGAGAGUGAUGAAGAUCUACUUGGUGAAGUUGAUGAUGAUGGUGAGGAUGAGCAUGAACACAAAGCUGAUGUCUCUCAGCAUUCUGAGCCUAUCCAGAGCAAGGCUGCAGUGACUUCACAAGCACCCAAGGAAGCAGAGCGACAGCUUUCAAAGAAGGAGAUACGGAAGAAGGAACUUGCUGAACUGGAAGCUCUUUUGGCUGAUUUUGGUGUUGCACAGGGUGACAAGGUUGCGGGGGAAACAUCUGAUGCUGCACAGGAGAAGAUAGAGGCGCAACAGCAAGAAGAGGAGUCGGAAAAGAAGAAUGGCGGACCCGGAGAAUCUAAGGCUGCAAAGAAGAAGAAAAAGAAGGAUAAAUCAGCAAAGGAAUCACAGGAGCAGAAGCAACCAGACAAAAGCUUGGAUUCAGAAGUGAUCAAUGGAGGUGGGACCGAGCAGCCAGCCGAAGAAUCGUCAUCAUCAUCAUCAUCAGUCGUAAAUUUGGAGAGACUGAAAAAGGUUGCUUCUACAAAGAAGAAGAAGUCGAACGCCACAGAUGCUGCUGCAAAAGCUGCUGCCAUGGAGGCUGCCGCCAGGAAUGCAAAGCUUGCUGCAGCUAAGAAGAAGGAGAAGAACCAUUACAACCAGCAGCCGACUCGGUAAGAAGACGAAAAAAAACGAUUACGAGGUUUUAAUCAGCAAGCCCUAGCGAUGAAAGUUAUCGGUUCUCUGGGUGCAGAAAGUAGGAUUGGUAAUUUUUUUUCAUCCUUUUGCGGACUAUGCAAUAAAAUGGGGAGUUGAAG